CCCUUCUGUCGCCUCGGAGCGAGGCAGCUCUCCGCCCUGAAACCUCAGCUGGAUGCAAACAACGUCAGGUUGAUCGCAAUCGGCUUGGAGGAGAUAGGGGUGGAGGAGUUUGUGGAAGGGAAGUUUUUCAAUGGGGAACUAUAUAUCGACCUGAAGAAGCAGUGCUACAAGGAUCUGGGCUUCCGAAGACUCAACUUUUUCAGUCUGUUUCCUGCCAUCUUUGCCAAAAAAGCGAGAGAUGCGAUGUCACAGGCCAAGACGGACAAGAUUGAGGGCAACUUUAAGGGAGAUGGCAUGCAGAAUGGUGGCACCAUGGUUGUUGCUAAAGGAGGCAAGGUUCUGCUCAAUUUCAAGCAAGAUAACCCAGCAGAUCACGUAGACCCCAACGAAGUGUUGAAAGCUUUAGGAAUCGAGGGCACGGUUGAUGUAGAGAAACUGGUGUCGACAGAAGGGGAGGGGACUCAGGUGACCGCGGACGGGGAGGGGGCAAGUGGAGUGACAUGCAAGGAUGAUGUGUGUGAGAUGCCUAAGAAGGACAAACCCAAGCCACAAGUACAGUGUAAGGAUGAUGUCUGCCAGAUGAAGUAACAGUAACAGCUGCAGCUGCUACUCUGGCCACUGCCAGUGUUUCCACAGAACCACGUUAGUGAUCCAAGACCUGCCACAGACUGGGCACCAUGACGUGUACUUGAUGAAUCUCCGGACCCGAGUAUACCGACCUUGGUCAUGUGACCUGCCCAUCUGGUGGCACUUCUGGGAACUACUAUGUAUGUUUAAGGGCAUUCAGCUGGUGGCUUAUUAUUAUUAUCAUAAUACCUCAAACUUUUAUAUUUUUAUGGUUUUCAUUAUUUCUUGCUGAAGCUUAUCAUUGUGUCAUCUAGAUGGUGACCUUUGUAAUAAAGGCAUUCUUAUAUA
Haliotis rufescens (red abalone) is the source of this 915-nucleotide messenger RNA. Its product is annotated as prostamide/prostaglandin F synthase-like. Lineage: Eukaryota; Metazoa; Mollusca; Gastropoda; Lepetellida; Haliotidae. The record is from RefSeq and is a predicted model, not a curated record. The transcript is spliced from 6 exons. The annotation marks the transcript as partial.